CCGCCAUAGCUCUCACACCUCGACACGUUUUUCCUCUUUCUCUCUCUACACCUUCGUUGAAGCCUUCUCAAUCCCUCUCUUCCCCCCAUUUUAAAGCUCUCUCUUUCUCUCUCCUCCCCUCCUUAGGGUUUCUUCUGCUCUGCUACUGCUACUCAUGAGCUCUGCUCAGCCUCGCUUUUGAUUUUCUCAGCUGUAAUGAUUUUUCAGUUUGGAUUGGACCAACACUCGAAUCCUUUUUGUUUUACUGAAGCAGUGUGGUGAGGAAAGGAAAAUACACUACAUACUGUGAGCCAUGGAUCAAUCAGAGCGUUCUCAGCAUCAGCAACAAUCACAGCAGCCUGCGGGGGGUGUCGGUGCAGGCCAAUUACCAUAUUCUAAUCCUUACGAAACAAAUCUGAUGGUGGCUUCUGGAACGCCUGCUAUCACGAUUCCCCCGACUCAGCCCCCGUCGAGUUUCUCUAAUUCUCCACACCAGCUCGCCUAUCAGCAGGCUCAGCACUUCCACCACCAGCAACAGCAGCAGCAGCAACAGCAGCUCCAGAUGUUCUGGGCCAACCAAAUGCAAGAGAUUGAACAAACAACUGACUUCAAGAACCACAGUCUCCCCCUUGCCCGAAUCAAGAAAAUAAUGAAAGCGGAUGAAGACGUCCGAAUGAUUUCAGCUGAAGCACCGGUUAUAUUUGCAAAGGCGUGCGAAAUGUUCAUCUUGGAGUUGACUCUGCGAUCCUGGAUCCAUACAGAAGAGAAUAAAAGGAGAACUCUACAGAAGAACGAUAUUGCAGCUGCAAUUUCAAGGACCGAUGUCUUCGAUUUCUUGGUCGAUAUUAUUCCUAGAGAUGAACUGAAAGAGGAAGGACUCGGAAUCACAAAAGCUUCUAUUCCUGUAGUAGGUUCCCCUGCCGAUCUUCCUUAUUACUAUGUCCCACCGCAGCAUCCAGUGGCUGCACCUGGGAUGAUCAUGGGAAAGCAAUUAGAUCAAGCAAAUAUGUACGGUGGCACCGCCCAACAGCCUCGACCACCGAUGCCUUUCAUGCCAUGGCCACACACCCAACCUCAGCAGCAGCAGCAAACCCAGCAGCAAAGUGAUGCAUAGGUAAUUAAAAGUAGUAGGGGUUUUCGGGACAGCUCGUCAUGAUAUAUGAUUGGUAUAGGCGAUACCGAGUGGCGUUUAAUGUGGGUCUACCGUCUAGUUUAGUUCAUAAAAAUUAGCUGUUAGUGGAGAAAUUGUCAAUGAUGACAAGUUGCAGUUGAGUUUGUAUGAUGAGAGGGUGUUCAGCUCGUGUUACUCUAAUUAUCUAUUACUAUAAUGUACAACAAACAAUGUAUGAAGUUUGGGAAAAGAACUAUAAUUUCAUUUUUUGUUGUUUGA
Momordica charantia (bitter melon) is the source of this 1369-nucleotide messenger RNA. It is a transcript of the gene NF-YC2, whose product is annotated as nuclear factor Y, subunit C2. Gene Ontology annotation, biological process: regulation of transcription by RNA polymerase II. The record is from RefSeq and is a predicted model, not a curated record. Lineage: Eukaryota; Viridiplantae; Streptophyta; Magnoliopsida; Cucurbitales; Cucurbitaceae. Gene Ontology annotation, molecular function: RNA polymerase II cis-regulatory region sequence-specific DNA binding; protein heterodimerization activity; DNA-binding transcription factor activity, RNA polymerase II-specific. Gene Ontology annotation, cellular component: nucleus.